AAAAAAACACAUACAGCGAGAGACGAAAGGCGUAGAAGUCGCUUUUUAGGGGCGGCAAGAGUUUGGAGCGAAGGAAAGCAGCGUUUAGGUGUAUAACUAGCUAUGGAUUCAUCUGUUCCAAGUGUUGGUGAAGUUCAUGAAGUGCUGGUAGCUUUCCAGAAAAAUUUGGAGUGUUCAAUCUGUUUGGAGGGGUUGAAAGAGCCAGCCGUAACAAAAUGUGGUCAUACCUUUUGCAGGUUCUGUAUUUUGAAACUGCUUACAUACAAGGAAGGUACAACACGGUGUCCACUUUGCAAUGCCAAAGUCACUAAGAGAAGUCUGAGGGACGAUAUCUAUCUUAAGGAAGUAUCCAAAGGAAUUCUAGAAACCAUCCAUGCUUUUGAGCGCGAUACUGGACGGAAAUUUACAGAUGAUUUGUGUUACCCCAAGAAAGUGUUAGAAACUGUUUCUGCUUCAUCCAAAUAUAAAGAACAACCGAUUAUUAAUUGUAAGGGAUAUAGAGAUAGAUCGAAACAUAUGAAGAAAGAAGAAAAGAGAAAUACUGAAUCGGAUCAUAACCCAAUCUUGUCACAGAACAAUAAAAAUGAAUCAAAAUAUUUCUUCAGAAACAAAAGAAAUUCUAGUAAAACUAUGGUUUUGGAAAUCAAUAAGGAGCACAGAUCAGUGUCAUCUGAAGAUACCUUUCAGGAACAGAACAUAGUCAACUGGAUGGAUUGUGAAAGUCCUUCCUCAUCUCAAGUUGAUAAAGACUAUAUUAUGAAUUGGAGCCAAAGUUCUUGCCACAUAGAACGUCCUGAAACAAGUGCCAAAAUUAAACCAUCCCUAAAUAUAGGUAUAUGUGGAGCCUUACAAGGGAGAAAACUAGGAAGCCGAGAUGAUACCAAAACAGUCAAUGAAAACUUAGAAGUUGUUGAGGGAAACGUGACUGUCAAACAGCAACAGGAUGUAUCUUUUCAGAUAGAUAAUGGAGACAAAACUCUCACUGAACAAUCUGCUGGAAAUUUAUCAGUUGUAUGUGAAAAUAAGGAACGCCAGUUACAGGCCCAGACUAUACCUGACUGCUGUGUGAGUGAAAGUUCUUGGAGGAAAAUGAGACAAAGCUUGGAUAAAGUCAUGCAUGAGUUGGUUUCUAAAAGCAAGGAUAUCCUUUCUUCUAAUUCACUGGUGAAUGGUUGCGAUGAAAAGCUUCUUCAGGAUCCAGAUCCAGAUUCCUCAGAUUCUGAGAUCUCUCAACCGCUGAGAAAGGUAUGGGCACAAAGGAGAAUACCAAUAGAUUUCAACGAUUGCAUUAAAAGUCAGGAUGUGAAAGCAAGCAAUAAGGAAUUAGUUAGAAAAAGAGAAGACCCUGUUUUGGAAAAUAGUGAUCAAGCCUUUGAUGCUGUUAAAAAAUCCCCAGCAGAAGAACCGGAAGCUGCUUUUUCAAAAACAGCCUGUGUUGUGGAAGCAGUGUCCAUGUUGAAAGGAGAUGGAGAUAAGCAAACUCAGAGUGAAUGCCACGUGUUACCAGAAUUGAACCUAACAGAUACGAAAAACAAAAAAAGUUAUUUGAACAAGAGGAGUAAAGAAUUAAUCAAACCACUUGGUAAAUGGCAAGUGUUGAAUAAAAGCCCUAUGCUCUCUGAGGAGACCCAGGAAGCACUGGAUAUUAAGGAGCUGAGAAAAAUGAAUCAAGACCAGAUGAGAGUCAAAUGGAACAGGAAGCGUCAGUUGUUCACAAAAGAUGCCAGGAGACAAAGUGAACCAACUAAGAGAAAAAUAAAUGUGUAUGAGAGAGAUGGUAUCAAAACUGUCAAUGAAAACUUAGAAGUUGUUAAGAGAAACAUGACUGUCAAACAGCAACAGGAUUUAUCUUUCCUAGAUUCCUGCAUGGAACAACCUGGUGUUAGUUACCGACAGGAUGAUAGAUGUUCCUUUUUCUUCAGGACAACACAAGUACAAUUGGCUGGUGAAGCCAUGAAUAUGAGUACAAAUGAACAGAUAGAUAAUGGAGAAAAAACUAACACUGAACAAUCUGCUGGAAAUUUAUCAGUUGUAUGUGAAAAUAAGGAAUGCCAGUUACAGGCCCAGACUAUACCUGACAGCUGUGUGAGUGAAAGUUCUUGGAGGAAAAUGAGACAAAGCUUGGAUAAAGUCAUGCAUGAGUUGGUUUCUAAAAGCAAGGAUAUCCUUUCUUCUGAUUCACUGGUGAAUGGUUGCGAUGAAAAGCUUCUUCAGGAUCCAGAUCCAGAUUCCUCAGAUUCUGAGAUCUCUCAACCGCUAAGAAAGGUAUGGGCACAAAGGAGAAUACCAAUAGAUUUCAACGAUUGCAUUAAAAGUCAGGAUGUGAAAGCAAGCAAUAAGGAAUUAGUUAGAAAAAGAGAAGACCCUGUUUUGGAAAAUAGUGAUCAAGCCUUUGCUGCUGUUAAAAAAUCCCCAGCAGAAGAACCGGAAGCUGCUUUUUCAAAAACAGCCUGUGUUGUGGAAGCAGUGUCCAUGUUGAAAGGAGAUGGAGAUAAGCAAACUCAGAGUGAAUGCCACGUGUUACCAGAAUUGAACCUAACAGAUACGAAAAACAAAAAAAGUUAUUUGAACAAGAGGAGUAAAGAAUUAAUCAAACCACUUGGUAAAUGGCAAGUGUUGAAUAAAAGCCCUAUGCUCUCUGAGGAGACCCAGGAAGCACUGGAUAUUAAGAAGCUGAGAAAAAUGAAUCAAGACCAGACGAGAGUCAAAUGGAACAGGAAGCGUCAGUUGUUCACAAAAGACGCCAGGAGACAAAGUGAACCAACUAAGAGAAAAAUAAAUGUGUAUGAGAGAGAUGGUACCAAAACUGUCAAUGAAAACUUAGAAGUUGUUGAGGGAAACAUGACUGUCAAACAGCAACAGGAGUUAUCUUUUCUAGAUUUCUGCAUGGAACAACCUGGUGUUAGUUACCGACAGGAUGAUAGAUGUUCCUCUUUCUUCAGGAUAACACAAGUACAAUUGGCUGGUGAAGCCAUGAAUAUGAGUACAAAUGAACAGAUAGAUAAUGGAGAAAAAACUAUCACUGAACAAUCUGCUGGAAAUUUGUCAGUUGUAUGUGAAAAUAAGGAAUGCCAGUUACAGGCCCAGACUAUACCUGACAGCUGUCUGAGUGAAAGUUCUUGGAGGAAAAUGAGACAAAGCUUGAAUGAAGUCAAUGAGUUGUUUUCUAAAAGCAAGGAUAUCCUUUCUUCUAAUUCACUGGUGAAUGGUUGCGAUGAAAAGCUUCUUCAGGAUCCAGAUUCAGAUUCCUCAGAUUCUGAGAUCUCUCAACCGCUGAGAAAGGUAUGGGCACAAAGGAGAAUACCAGUAAAUUUCAACGAUUGCGUUAAAAAUCAGGAUGUGAAAGCAAGCAACAAGGAAUUAGUUAGAAAAAGAGAAGACCCUGUUUUGGAAAAUAGUGAUCAAACCUUUGCUGCUGUUAAAAAAUCCCCAGCAGAAGAACCGGAAGCUGCUUUUUCAAAAACAGCCUGUGUUGUGGAAGCAGUGUCCAUGUUGAAAGGAGAUGGAGAUAAGCAAACUCAGAGUAAAUGCCACGUGUUACCAGAAUUGAACCUAACAGAUACGAAAAAUAAAAAAAGUUAUUUGAACAAGAGGAGUAAAGAAUUAAUCAAACCACUUGGUAAAUGGCAAGUGUUGAAUAAAAGCCCUAUGCUCUCUGAGGAGACCCAGGAAGCACUGGAUAUUAAGGAGCUGAGAAAAAUGAAUCAAGACCAGACGAGGGUCAAAUGGAACAGGAAGCGUCAGUUGUUCACAAAAGACGCCAGGAGACAAAGUGAACCAACUAAGAGAAAAAUAAAUGUGUAUGAGAGAGAACUGAAACAAUCUAUUUCUUUUUCAGAAACAAUGCUAUCUUCCUCUGUAACAGAAGUUGACUCCUGUGUCCUGCAGAAAAAUAUGAAGAAAUCAAAGUCUUAUUCAUAUACCAGCAUGAUUGAUAAACUGCACCUAUGUGAUGUAGACAUGGUUUAUGCUAACCAUGAAAAGUUUCCUCAUGUGAUUGGGAAAGACAUUCUGAAUAUUGAAGAAACUGCAGAGAACCACAAUGCAGAUUCCCAAGACAGGAGCUCAUGCUUGCAGUUUCAUCCUGGAAAGGUAGAACAAACAGUUUUCAAGGAUAAGCAGGUCGUGAUACAUCAACUUGAUAAAUAUGCAAUUAGUUCUGAAAUAAUACAGAGUGAUGGGAUUUGCACAGAUAAUUGCAAGUCCCCUGAAACCAACAAUAAAGCUAAAGGGAGUUGUGAAUUGAAUCUGGAAACUGAGAGUGAACUGGAUACAGGUUUCAUGCAGAAUAUAUUUGGCUGCUGCAAACGCCAGUCAUUCUUGCUACGUCCAAGUGCAGUAAAUGAAUUGGCUGUGGAUAUUAAAUAUUUGCAACGGCUAAGCCCUGACAAAGGGGAUAAAGAUGGAACAUGCAAAGAGAAAUGUGAUUUUUCUUGUGACAAGAAUAAAAGUACCUCUAUCCAAACACUAACAUUUUCUACAUCCAGUUUUUCUGAAAAUAGCAGUCUGCAUGUUACAAGUUUCAGCCAUAUUAAUAGGAGUAGUUCUGGUUCAGUCCACUUUCAAGAAGCAAAAUUCAAAGAUAUUGAAAACAAAAAAAUGGAUCUGAAUCCUCAGACAGAAUUAAUGAAGAAACAUUAUUUAAAUUCUGUACAAUUUUUAUUUGGAUUCACCAAUGCUGAAAAGAAGAACCCCAUGGAAGAAAAGCAACUGAACAGUGACACAGAAAAAGCUGUUGAUGUUUCUAGCACUGGUGGGAUUAAGAGCGUGAUUCCCCAACUGAAUUUAGAAGAGCAUCAGCAUUUUGAACUGUCAGAGACACCCGACAACUUGCUGGACCCACCUACCAAAAAUAAAAAGGGUUCACCAAAUCUUUGGGAUAAGAAUGACAUCUUGGCCAUGGCUGCUAAAGUAGACAAGCAAACCACUAAUGGGACAGAUCUGGACAGCAAUAACAAAUGCAGUCCCACGUUGAAGAGUCAGGAGUUGGUUUUGACUUACCAGAAAUUGCUACAGAAGCUGCCAUCCUCAGAAGAGGAUUCUGGUGAAGAUGAAAAGCUUCCUUGUUUUCAGGCACUAAUAAAUAUGCAAAGCACACAAUCGCACCCAGUAAAAGAGAAGGAGAUACCAGAAGAGGUGCUAGGAUCAAAGAGCAGCAGCAGAAGUUGUUUCAAACGCAAAAAAGAAGAUAUCUGCCAAAGCCAAGAAUCAGAAUUCUCUCUGAAUUUAUUUUCCUCUCAGUCAAAUGUAUCUGUGAUCUCUGACAAGACUUGUAAUUCAAAGGAUUUAAUCCCAUUCUCUAAUUCCAAAGAGAAAUUGCCCAGUCUCAGUGAGAAUAACAAAGACAUUUCACCUAGUGAUAAAGUCUCUAUAGAUGCCGAGCAACUAAAAUGUGAGCAAGAAGACUAUGCACAUUCAGAAUCCAAUUUAGGUGAAGAAAUGAUGCCCUAUGCCAGUGAGGCAACCCCUCUGGAAGAUUCAUUAGGUCAAUUCUCCCAGAGUGAAAUUCUCACCACACAGCAAAGGGAUGCUAUGCAAAAUAACUUAAAGCAACUGCAGCAGAAGAUGGCUAUCAUUGAAGCUGCCCUCAAAGACGGAAGCCAGAGUGUUGGCUCUGAAGGAUGCUCACUGGAAAGAGAGGAAACUGAUUUCAAAAGAGAGCAGACAGAAAAAAGAAAGGAAAUGCAUAGUGUAUUGGAAAAACCAGUCUCUCCCUUGGCACAUACCACCUGCUGUAACACAAAGAAAAGGAAAAGAAAGAGUCUAAUUUUGACUGGAGGGCAAAAAAUGUCUCUGGUAGGAUCUGGUUUAAACCAGAGUGAAUUGAAAUUAGUACGUAAAUUUGCCAAGAAAACUAAGAGCACUUGGUCUAAUACAAUUACUGAAAAAACAACCCAUCUAAUAAUGAAAACAGAUGACAGUCUGGCCUGUGAGAGAACCCUGAAAUACUUUAUAGGUGUUGCUGCAAAAAAAUGGGUAUUGAGCUACCAGUGGAUUAUACAUUCAUUCGAAGCAGGAAGAGUUCUUAAAGAGGAAGAUUAUGAAGUGAGAGGAGAUAUAGUCAAUGGGAGAAACCAUCACGGACCUAAAAGAGCAAGAGAAUCACCUGGUGGAAAGCUUUUCCAAAGAUUUGAGAUUUGCUGCUAUGGGCCAUUCACUGGCAUGCUCCCAGAACAACUGGAAUGUAUUGUACAAUUCUGUGGCGCCACCGUUGUGAAGCAACCUCACUUAUUUACACAUGCAACGGAUUCCACUGCUGUGAUAGUUGUUCAGCCUGAUGCAUGGACAGAAGAAAGCACCUGCCAAGAGCUCCCGCUGCAAUGCAGCAUUGCUGUAGUUUCACGUGAGUGGGUGCUGGACAGUGUUGCCUACUAUCAGUGCCAGCCAUUCAGUGACUACAUCGUUGCACAGGAACCAUCUUCCAUGUCUGAGUAAUAAAGCUCUUGUAGCCCAAAUGGGAUUACAGCUUUCAAAGGGUUUCUCACCUACACUAAUAAGCAAGUUUUGGGAACUGGAGAAGUAUCUAGCCUGAUGGAUCGUGGUCUCUUCCAUGAGGUUUCAAGUCCAGGAGCAAUCUCUAAUUUAUUUACUCAUUUAUUUUCUUUAAUUUAUCUAUUGCUUGUCAUGUCAUGUGCUUCCAAGUGAUGUACAAAAUCAGCAUAGCUUUUGUACAAUUCAGUUAUAGUUAAAAAGUAAUAGUUGAAAUAAUAUGUAGUCCACAUUAAAGACUAACAAUAAGAGGCAGAAGACUACCACCGCGAAAAAUUAUCAAAUAAAAAGUUUUCUCAAUCAGAUUUGUGCAUAUUUUAUUUGUAGUUGUAUGUUUUUCUCAGAGGACUGAUUGCUUUGCAGUUUCUGUUUCCAUAUGUGCUAAGCUCAAGUUCAGGGUCUAGUUUUUACUUCUCGUUGAGAUGCAGGUGGUGUUGAUUGAACGUGCUCUUCUCUUCCAUGUCCUAGUCACUGCUCAAGAAGAGAUUAAAACUAUCUUGAGGCAAUUUAUUAAUAUGACACACAAGGAGUGCCUCUUGCAAGUUACUGCACGUGAAAGCAUAGUUUAAAACAAUGUUGUUUUAAAAUUAUCAUGCUUUUGUGUAUACUAAUUCUAAAUUAACUAAUCAGAUGAAGUAAAGUUUUCUGGAAGUAAAUUCAGCAAAAUGAAUUAGUCAGGCAAAAGCCUUUACAAACCUAGGAUUCAGAAAAAUUGAGUGUACUGUAUGUAUGUGGAGUUUGAGCACCUUAUUGGGAAUAUGUAAAACUAAUGCUAUGAAAAAUCUGAUUUAAAUUUCUUAAAAUGUUUCAUUCAGUUCACUUUUCCCCACAGGCUUCCUCAGUUUAAAUCCCUAUAUUUAAAUUCCCUUAAUAGCUAUUUUUCACUCUAUUGACAUUCCUAGACUAAUAUAUAUUGCAAGGACAAUUAUUCAUAAAGUCUUUUAUUAAGGCAGAAAGAUACGAUAAGGUGGCCUUUUUAAAAAUGUAAAAUAGCACUUUCAUUGAUAGAUUUCUCUGCUUGUUCUAUUGGCAUGAGAACUAGAUGCAUCAGUGCAUGUUACAUGCCUUCAUAAUGAAUAACUGGCUAAUGAAUGUUCACUAGCCAGCAGCAUAAUCCAUAGCUUGAUUAUAUCAAAAAUGCCCCAUCUAUUGCCAGGAGUUUAUGCAACAACACUUUUAAACUGUCAAUUCAGCUUUGCCUUUUGACUGUCAGGUUUCUUAUCUUCAGCGUUCACCUGGGCUUCUGUUAUCUGUCUUCUGGAAGAUUUCAAAACAUUGCCUAGAUAAUAUGAGGAAAUUGGCAACAUGCCCCCAUAGUCACUGCUCUGAGUUAUCUUUCCAUUUGGAAGCUGAACAGAUGCAUAGCUAUUGGAAAGGUAGCUGCAAUCAAGAUGAUGAAGGAGAACAAAACAUUUUUGCAUGACAUUUAAACAGGAUUGGAUUGGAUUGGAUUGGAUUGGAUUGGAUUAUUUGGCCAAAUGUGAUUAGACAUAGAAAGAAUUUGGUUUUGAUACAGAAGUUCCCAGUAUAUAUGCACAGCAACAGAUUAAUAAUCAUAAUACAAAUAAGAGGGGGUAAUGAAUAUAAAGAUAAUAAUAAUCAAUAAAUAGUAACUUGUAAUUUAGGACUUUCCUACCAUGCAGUCAUAUUGGUUUUUACCAGUUUGAGCAGGGGGUUGGAUUAGAAGACCUUCAAGGCCCCUUCCUACUGUUAUUCUGUUCUGUUCUGAAAUAGGCAACUGUUUCUCUUGCUCUUUAAUAUGAGAAUUUUUCUCUAGUUUCCUGUCCCUGUUCUUGGAUGCAGGAAUUUCCAGCACAGAUCCAUUUUUCUACUAUGCAUUUGAUGUAUUCAGUCUUGGUGUUUUUUUUCUUUUACCAUAAGCCAUAAGCAAAGGAAUAACCAAUAAUCAUAGAAAGUGGAGAAAGUAUUUUCUGUUCUAUUGGGUCUGUCAAAACCUCCAAAUUCUGAGAUAUAUUAAACUUGCUCAUAACUUAUAAGAUAGCUUGACAGCUGUUGUUUGCAUCCUUUUCUCUAUUAUAUAGCGUUUUCCCCUCUGUGCUAAUAGUUCGUAGUUUCUGAUCCUCUGCAAAAGAAAAAUAAAACACCUGCAGGAUCCAAUGUGGAUCAGUCACGGGGUGCAAAGAUUUACUCUUCCAAGCUUUCAGAUUCAUACUGGAACCCAACCUCAGGGAACUUUUCUCUCACCAGAAUAUGACAUCAGACACAUUCUGGUAUGGGCUCCAGCAUGAGUCUGAAAGUUCAGAAGACUCUAAACCUCUGGUCCAGUGACUGCAAUAUCCUGGGGCACAUAUAUUUGCUUUCAUUCGUGAAAGAAACUCUCAGUCAAAUAAUCUACCAGUCUUAAACUUUCUCCUUUACCAGUUUUCUUUUCUCUUGAGCCUAUUAUCAUAUUCUAGGCGUAGCCCAACCAGUGUCUCUCUAUUACUUGACAGGCACAUUUUUUAGUGACUUAAAUUAGCUUAGCGAAAGGAGAGUUAUAUUGGAAGCUGGAAUUAUCAGAAAGGCUCUUUAACUAUCUUACAGUAGAAUUGUGAAAGGAAAGAUUCAGUUUAUUUAGAAUUAGUUUCAAGCCCGUGAAGACGAGACAAAUUGGAUUUAAGAAAGUAUUUUCUAAGAGUGUUAAACAGUACAAUAUCAACUGAUAUAGAGAGGAUUUGCUUGCUCUGCUAUAUUUUAACAGGCAGUUUCUAUCCAAAGUAGACACUGUUGAAAAUAAAGUAUUAUAAUGCUAAAAUAACUAGUUCCUGUUAUUAUUUACAUAUUUUUUCAAGUCAUUCAGGUAAGUUAAUAAACUAGAGUUUAGUCUUCCAUUCCAGAAUAAUCUGCUGGAACCAUAAAAGAUCCAUAACUGAAGAGUUCUCUCUUUUAACAUCAAUUGAAAUUAUUUCCAAUCAAAAUAAUUACCAUUGUGCAACAUUUUUAAAUAGAACAGUAAUAAUAAGAAAUUAUAUUUGUACAAAUCAAAUUUUAGUCUAUCGUCAUACAUCAAUUAUACAGAGUAGGAAAUAAUGUAGGAAUGUCUAAGUCAAUAGUUACUUUUAUUUCAAAUACUUUGAUCCCAGAAUGCUAGAAAUAGCCAAAACAUAUAGAAAUUGUUGUAAAUCGUAUAGUCAUUUAGGUGAAAUGGACAGUGUAGGAAUAAAUAAAUAAAUAAAUAAUAAGUAAAUUGAAUGAUAAACUCGUGUAUUUGAACUACCAGUUCCUAAAUUCUGCAAGACAGUUUAUACAAUAACAUCCAUCUCAACUCUUGAAGAAUAGAAAAGUCAUUUGAAUAUGUAUAGGUAGAACCAAUAGCUUCAUUAAGCGAAAGCCUUGAAGCCUAAUGGUUUAGAAGUCUGCUUAAGAAAUUGCAAAUAUUCUUAAGACUUAAUGUAAGAAUUUACUCUAAGAGUUGCUUUCUAAAUAGAGAAAUAUAAAUGGCUGUUCUUGAUUAGAUUAAAUUGGGUAGAAUAUUGGAAAUCAAUUUAGUUUAAAGCAGGGGUGUCAAACUCACCUCACGUCGUCACCUGACAUAUCAGGAUGUUUUCUCCCUUUGCUAAACCAAGGGUGGAUGUGGCUGGCACAUGACACAUCCGACCCGUGGGUUGUGAGUUUGAUACCCCUGCUUUAAAGGCUAGAUUCGUAGAACACUGAAAUACAGGAUUGCUAAUCAGUUAUAGUCAAGCUUUUUAAAUAGUAAAUUCUAUAAAAAUUAAACCACUUUAAUAAUAAUAAUAUUAUUAUCUAUUGAUGUCAAAGAUUUCUUGAGGCUUAAUUUACAGUCUUUUGUCUUGCUGAUUUUAAUGAGUCUGUUCUUAAAACUGGAUUCAGGCUCUAGUGCUACAGAUUGUGUUAGAAAACAGUUUUAGGCUGGGGUUGGCCAGAGUUUUGAAAUCACCUGCUUGAAAAUUCAGGGGGGAAAGGAUAUUAUUUAAGAACAGUACAUUUGGUCUUUUGCAGUACCAACAUGAUUCUUAUUUUUAGUAUUUUUCUAGUGUUAACAAUUA
Ahaetulla prasina is the source of this 10496-nucleotide messenger RNA. RefSeq names its product BRCA1 DNA repair associated (gene BRCA1). Lineage: Eukaryota; Metazoa; Chordata; Lepidosauria; Squamata; Colubridae. The record is from RefSeq and is a predicted model, not a curated record. The transcript is spliced from 22 exons. Gene Ontology annotation, biological process: negative regulation of fatty acid biosynthetic process; double-strand break repair via homologous recombination; dosage compensation by inactivation of X chromosome. Gene Ontology annotation, molecular function: ubiquitin-protein transferase activity; metal ion binding. Bases 103 to 6435 code for a protein of 2110 amino acids. Gene Ontology annotation, cellular component: BRCA1-BARD1 complex; plasma membrane; BRCA1-A complex.